UCCCUUAUUCCAUUUCCCACGGCUUUCACCAUUAUUUUCCUUUCUCUCUCACUCGAAACAAAACAAAACAACACAACCGGAAAACCAAACCACCUCUCCCUGCUCCCGCCGCUGUUUUCCGCCGCUGUCGCCGUCGUUCCCGCCUCACCGUGGCGGCGCGCGCGUCUCCGAUGGGAAAGUACAUGAAGAAAGCGAAGCCGAAAGGAGAACUCGCGCUCGUCGAAUCCACCACCAGCAACACCACCACCUCCUACAUGGGGGUCCGAACCCGCGCCAAAACCCUAGCGCUUCAGAAAUCGCACGCGCAGCAGCACGAGCUCGCCGCCACCUCCGACUCCUACCUCCAGCUCCGGAGCCGUCGCCUCCAGAAGCCUCCGAUUUUGGUCCACUCUCCGAAGCGCCCUAAGCACCCGAACCCUAAAUCCCCAAUCCCCGAACCUCCCAGGCUCGGACUCGCUUCGGAGCGCGACGCUACCCUCAACCACAACAAGGACAAUACUUUGCAUGAGAAUGCCGAGCCUCAGGAAGCGUCGUUCGGGGAAAAUGUUUUGGAUUUUGAAGGUAGAGAGAGAAGCACUAGGGAAUCCACACCUUGCAGUUUGAUAAGGGACUCGGAUACUGUCAGGACUCCGGGUUCAACUACCAGGCCUACUUGUUCAGCUGAAGCUUAUCGAAGAACAGAGCAUGCAGCUAGAAGGCAAAUCCCAACCUCCCGUGAAAUGGAUGAAUUCUUUGCUGAAAUUGAAGAGGCUCAGCAAAAAAAAUUCAUUGAGAAGUACAACUUUGAUCCUGUGAAUGAGAAGCCGCUCUCAGGGCGCUAUGAAUGGGAAAAGUUGAAACCCUAGAAGGGUAAUGUAGUGUUCCAUCAAGACAUCUUUGAAGUAGCAGGCAGGCAGCAGGGUUAGAAUUUGUUGAAGCGGUGGUGGCGUUAUUUCACUUUUCCAUCACCUUCUAUUUACUUGUAAAGAAAGUAGGACUCUUAAAACUGUGUAGACUAAUGGUCUGUAACUUUACAGAGGUUGUUGAUUACACAACAAUACAAAUCAAAGGCCUUUGUCUAACAGAUCAUUUUAAGGAAGGGGGCAAGGGAAGAAGGGGCUGUAGCGCGUAGGAUUAGGGAUCAGUCAAAUUAGGUCAGUAUGAGGUACAGGAAUUUACCUAGGUUUUCUCUUGUUCUUGUAUUUUACUCAUCUUUUGUCUAUACUUGUACUGAUGGAACUUGAACAAACUUUUAGAAAUAAAGACCCGAUUCCCCCACCUAAAUUUCUGUCA
Glycine soja is the source of this 1272-nucleotide messenger RNA. RefSeq names its product cyclin-dependent kinase inhibitor 4-like. The record is from RefSeq and is a predicted model, not a curated record. The transcript is spliced from 3 exons. NCBI's taxonomy places the organism in Eukaryota, Viridiplantae, Streptophyta, Magnoliopsida, Fabales, Fabaceae. Gene Ontology annotation, biological process: negative regulation of cyclin-dependent protein serine/threonine kinase activity. Gene Ontology annotation, cellular component: nucleus. Bases 171 to 845 code for a protein of 224 amino acids. Gene Ontology annotation, molecular function: cyclin-dependent protein serine/threonine kinase inhibitor activity.